UUUCCUUAUUAAAAUACACGUAGCCCCAACUUGGACUGCUUCCUAAGAGCAUGACAAGUUAUUGCUGUGCGGAAAACUUGCUGUCAAUUUUACUUCUCUUGAUAUUUGCUUUCACUUCUACUUUCCAGUCAAAGUAUUGGAUUUUGCAACCCAGGCAUGUAUAAGACUGCGCCUUCUGAUGAUGGGAACUAUAUUCAGUCAUCUUGCAAUGCCUCUGUCAAUGGUCCUAAAGCAGAUGAUCCCAUCUAUGCACUGCUGGGGGUUUUUUGGCCAAUGCUUGAAAAUCUUUUUAGGGCAGAACACAUGAUAAAUGGAAGUUUAUCAAUGGCAGCUUGUAGGGCUCUUUCGCAAGCAAUUCAUUCCUUGGGCCAACACUUUGUAACACUAUUGCCCAAAGUAUUAGAAUGCCUCUCCACAAAUUUUGUGUCAUUCCAAAGUCAUGAUUGCUACAUUAGAACAGGCAUGGCACAAGUUAUAUGGAUAUAUUGGGAUUUGCAAGCUUAA
Molecule: messenger RNA, 504 nt
Organism: Camellia sinensis
Lineage: Eukaryota; Viridiplantae; Streptophyta; Magnoliopsida; Ericales; Theaceae
Source: RefSeq, a predicted model, not a curated record